Mollisia scopiformis is the source of this 1581-nucleotide messenger RNA. RefSeq names its product FAD/NAD(P)-binding domain-containing protein. Gene Ontology annotation, molecular function: FAD binding. The transcript has 2 exons. The coding region runs from base 237 to 1499 and encodes 420 amino acids. Lineage: Eukaryota; Fungi; Ascomycota; Leotiomycetes; Helotiales; Mollisiaceae. The record is from RefSeq and is a predicted model, not a curated record.
CGAAAUAUCCUCAAUUUUGAACCGCGACUUGUUGUGUUCUAGGUACCAACUCAGAUAUGGCGACAACUUUAAUUAUAAGCGGAUCGGGCUCGGACUAAUCUCACAGGUCAUAAAGCAUAAGCCUCAUUGCUCCGUCGUUUUGUUGAUGUCGUCAUGACAUAUAUAAAGACUGAUCCGGAGCCCACAUUCGUGGUACGAAACUUUCCUUCCUUCAAGACUACGUGACUGUCACCGCAAUGCCUCUCAACAUCCUCAUAUCUGGCUCCGGCAUCGCGGGUGCUCUCUUCUCGUUUUGGCUCCUCCGUGCCCAUCCCGAUGCCAACAUCACGAUAGUUGAGCGUGACCCUGCGCUGCGGUUGACUGGUGCCAGUGUUGACAUACGAAGCUCAGCCGUCGAUAUCAUUAAAAGGAUGGGUGCGGAGGAGGAGAUACGCAGACAAAGCACUCAGGAAGAGGGCAUGCAGCUGGUAGAUGUAGAUGGCAGAGAGAUAGCAACGUUCAGAGCGACCGGCAGAUCAGAUGUUCAGAGCAUGACAUCCGAAUACGAAAUCUUCCGCGGGGAACUUGCGAAAAUCUUCCUCAACCCAAUCACGGAUCGGGUGAAACUGAUCUUCAACGAGUCCGUCGACCAUUUUGAGCAGCACGAUGACGGAGUGGAUGUCACGUUCACAAAAAGCAAGCAAAUGAAGAAGUACGACCUUCUUGUUGCUGCCGAUGGGCUUGGCUCACGGAUUCGCGGCAAGAUGCUCAACACCAGUCCGCAAGAACAACUCCACGACGAGGGUGUCCAUGUAGCAUAUUUUACCAUUAAGGAAGAUCUACUCCAGGGCGGUCGUCUUGCAAAGGGAUUCAGCGAUGUAGGCGGACGCGCUCUCUACUUACGUCCCGAUCCCGAUCCUGCUGGCCGCACGAGAGCUAUCUUUAUGAAUAUAACCACGAAGGGAGACAUUGAAAUGAAGGAGAGACUCAACAAAACUCUCCGUGAAGGCAAUGAAAGCUACAUGAACCUGAUGGAAGAGCUGUUCCAAGACAUGGGUUGGUUGGCACCAGAGACGCUGAAAGGCAUGAGGCAAAGCGACGACUUCUACUGCUCUCUUUUUGGUCAGAUCAGAUCUCCCAAGUUACAGGACGGCAGAGUAGUCUUGCUUGGGGAUGCCGGCUAUGCCACCCCUGGUUUUGGUACAAGUCUCGCAAUCAUUGGCGGGUAUGUUCUCGCUGGAGAGCUUUUGAAUCAUCCUGGUGACUUCAAAACGGCGUUGAAAGGAUAUGAGGAUAUCUUGCUUCCAUUCGUGAAGCACACUCAGGGUGGGACCAUUGGAGAUUAUGCGAUGCAGCUUCUUAAUCCGCAGACGCAGUGGGGCAUCAAGAUUAGGAACACGAUAUUGUGGUUUGUGACAAGGACGAAGCUGGAUCAGAUGGCCAUGACUGUGGGAGCUAAGCUAGGAUUCACGGAGAAGAAAGUUCCCAUGCCUGAUUAUCCAUGGCCGGCGAAGUCCUAGAUCUCUUCGUGUUCGAGUAUCAACAUGCGCCUCUCCUCUCUUGUAUAGUACCUACAGUAGAAAGCUUUGACGUCUUUGCAAU